Messenger RNA from Pomacea canaliculata, 3612 nucleotides. RefSeq names its product synaptotagmin-C-like. NCBI's taxonomy places the organism in Eukaryota, Metazoa, Mollusca, Gastropoda, Architaenioglossa, Ampullariidae. Gene Ontology annotation, molecular function: clathrin binding; phosphatidylserine binding; syntaxin binding. Gene Ontology annotation, cellular component: membrane. Gene Ontology annotation, biological process: regulation of dopamine secretion; regulation of calcium ion-dependent exocytosis; calcium-ion regulated exocytosis. The record is from RefSeq and is a predicted model, not a curated record.
GAAAAGCUGGUUUUGCACAUUAUAACAAUAUUUCCUAUUUGAGUGUAACACUGAGUUUAGACCGUGUUUCACUUCUUCCAUUCACUUCUCUAGCUGCUGAGACUGUUGAUUGUGACGAUUGUAUAUUCCAUGCAAAGGUUCGUUCGUGGAAGCUAUAUCUCGCACUCAAAUGUGGUUUCGUGGUUCCAUACAUCUCAUGAUCAUAUAUUUUUGUAAUCAAUUUGCUUGCCUUCAGCUUACUCAGACAACUUGACAGUCAUGGGUCUUCUCUACACACCAACAAUAAAACGGAAUCAAGCUGGGCGCAUGUUAUAAAUGACUGGGCUUGUUGUUAGAGAAGGCGUCUUCACCCGCUCCUAUCCCGCAGUUCCGAGAGACUAGUCUCAAAUUAUCAUUAUCGAUCUCACAGGCCUGGAACGACUGUCGACGACGGCCUGAUCGGUCAAGGGAGGCAGAGUUCAGGAGAGGGAUCCGGAGAAAAGGCACGGCACCACUUGUAAAAAGCCAGCUGACUCUUACCCAGCGAGGCACAGACCGAACCCGACCUCCGCACGGCGUCAGACAUGACCUCCAUGUUUGGGCGGAGUCGCUGGUGCCAGCCCUAGCUUUCUGCGCUUGUUUUGGAGAAUUUUUCCAGGAACCGUCGACAAUAGAAGUAGGAGAGGUGACUCUUGAUACAACAGUCCGCCCAACUUUCGAAGUGUUUGAUUUUUUUUCUCCCUGUCCACGCAGUUUUUUAAGCUGCAGCUAUGCCUUGUGAGGAGGUUCUUGGCAUCAUGAUGGUCGUUGUUGUUGCCGUCGCCACGCCAUGGUGUCCGCGCUGGUACUGGGGGCUGUGUGUGGCUUCGCGGCGGUAGCUACAGUCAUCGCCGCUCUUCUUGUCUACAUCCUCUAUCGUCGUCACUGCUCGCGGCGCAUCCAUCUGUGUCGCGGUUCCGGCAGCUACGAGGCUAUCGGGGACUACAAGCCGGUGUCCGUCAUGUCCGUGUCCUCAGGCUCCCAGGAGAUCCAGGUGACGAGGGAGCCUCGCGCCGUGCAGCCUCGCUCCGCCUCGGUGUCCACUCCGUCGCGAGGGAGCGUGCGCAGCGAGCCUCUGACUGACGACACGUCCUCCAUUAGCGCGCGCAGUGAUGCAAGCGUGGACAGCCUGGUCUUCGAGGCUAAUUUCGGAGCCAUUCGGCCUGACCUUUACCCUCGCAAGGACAUCGUGCUGCAGCAAGCCUCUCUAGACGGAGGUCACGGUCGUCUCCACACGCGCCUCAAGUAUGACUUCCGCACCUCCGACCUCGUGGUCCACUUGAUUGAAGCUCAGGACCUCCCACCCCCGGAAUCAGUUGGCGCCUUUAGCGACCCCUACGUGCGUAUCUCCCUGGUGCCGAGUGUAGACGAGCGGGUGCGCCAGUCGUCCGUGAAGAGGCGGACCAUCAACCCGUACUAUAACGAGUACUUCAAGUUCCCGGUGGCCUUUGAACACCUGCGAGAGAAGGUGCUGGCCUUCCACCUGUACGACUACGACAAGUUCUCCCGCCACAGCGCCAUCGGGGAGGUGGAGAUCGACCUCAGCAAAGUGGAUGUCAGCAACAGUGUGGAGAUGUGGUGUGACAUCCAGCGUCACAGACAGAUAGCUGGAGAGUCCGGUGAGGUGUUGAUAUCUCUAAGCUACCUGCCUGCAGCCGAACGUCUGACCGUGGUGCUAAUGAAAGCCAAAGACUUGAAGUUAACUUCCACCACACCUGCUGCUGGUAAGAGUGCAAAGAUCCGUUUCGUGCGCGUGUCCCUGAUGGUGGAGGGCAAGAAGGUCAAGCGGAAGAAGACAUCCGUGCGUCGCGGCUCCGUCAACCCCGUGUGGAACGAGGCGCUGGCCUUCAACGUCCCUGCCGAGGUUCUGCCCAAAGUGACCCUGGAAAUCAGCGUCCUUGACCAUGACCUCAUAGGUCACGGGGACGUCUUGGGGCGUUGCAUCCUCGGUGCCGGCCGCACGGGCGACGAACUGAAUCACUGGAACGAGAUGCUGACCAACCAGCGCAAGUCCAUCGCCAUGUGGCACACCCUGCAGAAAUAACUUCGGCCCCUACUCCCUUCCCCAUCCUUGUCUUGCCUUGACCUGACCAAGGGGCUCUCUGACCUGCUCUCUGACCUUCACUCGGAGCUGCUUCCACACCGUCACGUGACACGAGUUCAGCAGACGCUUGUGUGCGACCGGCCGUGGUCUGGAGUGGCGGGAUGCUGGAGAGACUGUCACGUGGUUUCUGCUGUGCACCCCGGGUGUGUUUGCGUGUACACAGCUCUAUCUGCUGACUGUCUGUUGAUCAGCUGGGAUAUUUCUGUGCAGCUGGUUUCAUCACUUUAAAAAUACUGGAUAUUAUCAUUCAUAAAACAAAGUAUUUACCCGGGCAAUACAACUUAUUACAAAUGAAAAGAAAAGGCUCGACGAGAGAAGUUAGUAAGUGUAAAGCACAAAGAAAAAAAAUGUGUGUUUUUGCAUGUUGAUACUGAACAACAGAUGCAAUGACAGAUGUCAACAGUCACACAUCUUGGACACAGAGUGGUUACGAGACUGACUUCUAACAUCCUUACUGAAAACUAUCGCAGACUUCUUCGUGGCCUUCGCAUGUAAAACCUAAGAAAACUGUUCUUCGGGAUAGCUUAAAUAUCUACCCUUCCUCUUCCAAACAAAAUCCCAAGGUUUAUUAUAUAGUACACAAACAGCAUUACUGGAUCCUCACCUGAAGUGAUGAGUCCUGCGUAUCUAGUUUGGGAAAAUAUUACUGCAAGACAUUCCAUAGACAACGUGGAUUUACUUUUAUGUAAUAAUAAUACUAAGAAAAAAAUUAUCUACUUACUGAAGGUGAACUAUUUUGAUUUUUAGAAUAACUUGAUAAAUUAGAACUUCUGUAGCAUGAAAGCAAUAAACACAACACCUUUCUAAACAAUGCCCUAUGAGCCAGAGAUUUAAAACUUUUGAGAUAAUUACUUGAGAUGCAUUUAUUCUGUCUGCUGGUUCCUUCUUCAAUCUCUCACAGCUGGAGAAGGAACUAAGGGCUUUCAGAGAACAUGUCCCUGCACCAACAGAUUUUGCAACCAGCCCCUUAGGCCCGUCACUACACUGUAAUGACCCCUUAGGGCACUGAUAAUAUACAAAGAUUAAAUACAACUUGUGCUUGGGUGAGCACCAUGCAAGUGGCUUUUAGAGACAUAUGCAUUUGUGUUAAUAUACUUCUAAUUAUGGAACUUAAUUCUUGAUAAAUGAAGCUUUGUGUUCAUGUUGCCAUUGUCAACAAUAACAAAAAACUUUGAUAAGCUAUUAAAUAAAUUCUUUUAUAAUAUUGCCAGCGCUGCAUCAUCUCUGUGCUUCAGGACCUAUGACCUUACCCAGAGUGCACUUGGUGUCAUGGUUAGACCCAGGCUUAGCCACAAGUUGUCUCAUGAAGAUGCUUCCCUGUCUGCCUACAGGACACGUGGCCUUUACUUUCAUCUUCUGUUUUGUCAACGUUUUAAUGGUCUGCUUUUUGUUUCCAAAUUUAGUUCUUUGCUGCCUGCCACCACUUGUGUUAGUCCGAGAUCAGACACAUGCUUCUGUCAUUUCAGUUGUAGCUUUUGGAUGGUUUGUUU